AAAAAAAUUUUUUUAAGGCAGGAAUGAAGGGGAAAUAGUUCUUGUGUCUAAAAUCUUUACUAAGCACCAAUUAAGCUGCUAGACCAGAUGUUCCAUAGGAAGCUUGGGAAUUUGGAGCUGAGAGGGACCCCAAAAACCAUCUCAUUCACCCCUCUCAGAUGAGAAAGACUGGGACAUAGAGAUUGGAAAUGACUUAUCCAAAGAAACAAAGCUUGUAAAGAAGAGACAGGAGUCGAACCAAGGUCUUAAUCCAAUGUUCUUUCCCUUGAACUAGACUGCCUUCCUUUCGAUUGGAUGCAGGAACAGACACAGAUGGUCAUUCUUUGAAUCUCAAACCCAUAUGCCAGGCCAAGAGAAGAGGUAUACCAGACAGAGACAACCCCUUGUAGAGCUCAGCAUCUCAUUUCAAUGCUAUUUCCCAUCCCUAUAAUGCCUUUACAGCUCACAAAUUUCCCCUUCAAUAUUAUCCCCCAGAAACAGGUAGUGUAGUUAUUCUUGUUUUACAGUGAAAAAAAAAAUGAGGUACAUGAAGUCACAGAACAAGUAACUCCCCAGUGGUCUUUGAUGGGUUAUAGGUAUUCAGAAAAAGAGGGAGCUGACUCAGCUGGAAUACUCAAGAAAGGCUUCUUGGGAAUUGACUUGGACAAGAAAGUAUGGUUAAGACAUAAGUAUGGAGGGCAUGGGCAGGACAGUGUGACCAAAAACUCAAGCAAACACUGGGGUAUAGUAGAAAGAGACUUGCAUUUGGAGUCCAAAGACAAGUCCCUUUUCUCCAUAUCUGAUCAUCUUCCUCUCUAAAAUGAAGGAUUUGGGGGGUGACUGUGGCUCAGUGGAUCGAGAGCCAGGUCUGGAGACUAGGUGUGACCCUGGGCAAAUUGAUUAACCCCCAUUGCCCAGCCCUUUCAUCUCUUCUGCCUUAGAACCAAUGCAUAGUAUUGAUUAUAAAAUGGAAGGUAAGGUAAUAUUGAAAAAUAAAAUAAAAUGGAGAAUUUGCUGAAGGAUUGAGGCAAUAUCUCCCUCCUUUUUGGUGGUGAGGCCAGGGAUGCUAGGUUCAGAACCAAUUCUAGUUUUGUUUAGCUUUUGUGUGUGUUUGUUUAUAUGAAAGAGUUGGCCAGAGAGAGUAUAUAAAUUCAGAUAUAUGUAAAAAUGACUAAUAGAAAAAAAUGGGAUUUACUUUUAAAAUAGCUUUAAAACAGAAAUGGAAAAAAAUUAAAAUUGUGGGCAGAGGAGAGGGUGAUGCAGAGAUAAUGUUGACAUUCAAGAGUCAUUGAAUACCUGGAUUCAAAUCCUAACUCUACUAGUGUGACCUGGGACAAGUCAAUUAACUGUUCUUUGCCUCAGUUUCCUCAUUUGUAAAAUGGUCAUGCCAAUCCAUGAUUAUCAUGAGGCUCAAAUGGAAUGAUAUAUAUCAAGUGAUCUGUAAACUUUGAAGCAUUAUAGAAGUGGAGGUUAUUUCUAGACAGUCAUUAGCUCUGUGAUCUCAGGGAAGGUAGAACAGUUGCUUCAGCCCCUUCUUCAUUUCUGACUCUUGGGGGAUGGAGGAUGAGGGGAAGCAGGAAGGGACAAGGAUGAAGCCUGUGACUCAGCAGAACCCAUGUCUCAAAGACAGCUGAUAUGGGUCCAGCCUGUGACCUGUAGCUGGAAAGGCAGGGUAGGGCCUUUGCCCUCCUCCCAAUCCCUCCCUGUAGGGCAGAAGAAAUAUUAGGGGCAGGGACAAAGAACAACCUCCUUGGCCUUCUGACCUAAACCACCCCAGAUUCUCCCAGAGCUGCUGGGGAGUAGGGGUAGGCCCUGACCCCUCCCCCAGGCUACCCUAUCCUCCCCUCCCUCCCCUCAGCUAAGGGGGAAGGGAAGUAACAAGAAGGGGAAGUUGCCCGUCCCCAUUUGCUGCAAGGCUGCUGUCUGAGCAUUGGGCUCUAGCCUCACAGCCAUGGACACCCAAGAAACGGCUCUGAAGGACGGGCUUCUCUACCAGCAACAUGCGAAAUUUGGCAAGAAAUCCUGGCGGAAGGUGUGGGCCUUCCUUUAUGCUGAUGGCCCAUCAGGAGUAGCCCGACUGGAAAGCUGGGACGUAAGAGACGGUGGGGGCGGGCCAGCAGGGGACAAACCCACUGGACGUCGGGGUGAGCGGCGAGUGAUCCGGCUGGCCGACUGUGUGUCUGUGCUGCCAGCUGAAGGGGAGAGCUGCCCUCGGGACACCACCGCCUUCCUACUCAUGACCACCGAACGCAGCCACGUGCUUGCCGCCCAGGACCGGCACACAUGGAUGGCUCAUAUCUGUCACCUGGCAUUUCCGAGUAUGAAUGGCAUCUCCUCCGGGUCUGGAGAGUUUGGACCUGCCCUGCCUGGCCUGGUCCCCAUGGAGGAAAAUUCCAUCUAUUCAUCAUGGCAGGAAAUGGGUGAGUUCUCAGUGGUGGUCCAGAAGACAGAGGCGGCCACUCGCUGUCAACUGAAAGGACCUUAUCUCCUGGUGACUGGUCAGGAUGGCAUCUACCUGAGUGAGCCCACCGCCCCGCAGCCCCUCUUUGUCUGGCCCUAUCACUUCCUGCGCAAGUUUGGCUCUGACAAGGGUGUGUUCUCUUUCGAGGCUGGCCGGCGUUGUGACUCUGGGGAGGGCCUCUUUGCCUUCAGCUGCCCCCGGGCCUCGGAGAUCUGUAGUGCAGUGGGGGCAGCUAUUAUCGCCCAUCAGAGAGAGCAUCGUGCAGAGCUGCCUGGGCCUGCUGCCUCCCGGCCCUGCCCCUUGUCCCGGGCCUCCUCUCUGCCCUCCUUGGAGCCCAUGGGAGAGUUGCGAGAGGCACCUCUUGGGUUAGAGGCCUGGGGAGGCCAACCAUCAAAUGGAAAGACUCGGCUGGUACUGGAGGCAGGUCCCCAAAGCCUACCCCCUUGCCUGGGGACUUCAGUGCCAGAUGGGCCCUCCUUGUCUGGCCCUUCAGGCUCUGUGCUCUAUGCCUCCAUCUCUAAGUGGUCCAGCGGUCUUCCCCGCACUGCUCCCGAUCCAGCCUCAGCUCUGACUUCAGCCCCUGCACCCAAACCUGUGGCCGAGCACCUGUAUGAAAACCUCUGCACCUCUGAGGAUGGCAUUGAGCCGAGGGGGGAGAGCCUACUUCAGGCGUCCCAUGGGGGCCACUUGGACUCCCACAUCUAUGACAACAGUGUGAGCUGGCCCGGGCCCCACACCACUACAGAGAGUAGCCUGGAGGCUCAGUACCGAAGGUUACUUGAGUUGGAUCUGAACGAAGAAGGAGCAGAGGAGGCGGAGGACAAUGGGCCAGGGCGCCUCUUGGGUCACUCCGGUUUCAAGGCCAAGCUCGUGACCCUGCUGAGCCGGGAGCGGAAGAAGGGCCCAGUCCAAAGGAACCAGGGACUGGGGCCAGCAGAGGGACAGGCCUGAGAGGAUACCCCAUGCCUAGACUGGGCCCUAGCCUCCCAGCUCUGUGCAGCAUCCCUUCACUCCUCAGAUCAUGGACAGUGUAUAGAAGCUUCUUAAUAAAGACCUUUAGCCCCUA
Monodelphis domestica (gray short-tailed opossum) is the source of this 3506-nucleotide messenger RNA. RefSeq names its product docking protein 3 (gene DOK3). Gene Ontology annotation, biological process: cell surface receptor protein tyrosine kinase signaling pathway; positive regulation of MAPK cascade; Ras protein signal transduction. Gene Ontology annotation, cellular component: cytoplasm. The record is from RefSeq and is a predicted model, not a curated record. NCBI's taxonomy places the organism in Eukaryota, Metazoa, Chordata, Mammalia, Didelphimorphia, Didelphidae.